Molecule: messenger RNA, 1890 nt
Organism: Ictalurus furcatus (blue catfish)
Lineage: Eukaryota; Metazoa; Chordata; Actinopteri; Siluriformes; Ictaluridae
Exons: 3
Coding region: 1-774 (257 amino acids)
Source: RefSeq, a predicted model, not a curated record
AUGUUCAAGAAAAUCAACGCGGUUUUCCGGCCGAGCCGCGACCACAGCGCGCGGGAGGACUACCACAGCGCGUGCACGGUGAAGCUCGUGCGCAGCGCCUCCAUGCUCGCAGUGGGAGAGAGGAAUCGCGCGCACAGGGACUCGACGCUGAAGCGAAGCGCAAGCGCGAUCAGUGUUCAGUCCAGCACCGCGCUCUACUAUUACCACAGCCGCGAGGAGCGCGUGUGGUUCUACUCCCAAAACCAGGAAUGUCUAGAGUACCUGCAGGAGCUGGUCGCGCUCAGGAGACGUUACACCAAGAGCGUCAGUGACCUGAAACAAGGAGAACGGCGAGCGCAAACCUCGAGCAAGAAGAAGCAUGCACCCCAACCUCCACAGCAUAUAAAUCCUCAACCAUCUGCCCCACCAAUCCCCAGCGAAGAGGACACACUGCAGUUUUUUGAUGCUGUUAUUGCCAGCUGUGACUCAGAGCGCACAAGAAAACCACAUGUGGAUGAUGGCCAUGCAGAUGUAGACUUUAUUGUGGCGACCAGUACGAGUCAGCACGACCUCCAUUCUAACUGGGUGCUGCGAGACCCACGGCGGAUAGCCACAGACGAGUCUCGGCUGAAGAGGGCAGAGCUGGGGUCAGAUGAAAGUGCUUGGAGGAAGGCGGCAGGUGGGACCACAAGCAGUUUGAGACAGCUGCAGAGAAACCCCAUUCACCUACCCAAAGUGGUGGAGAGUGCCUUGCAGAGCCUGCGCUUCAAGCCCAAGCUUAAGAAGAAAGAUUAGCAUGUGGCAUUAAAUGCAAAUGACUGAUAAGCAUCCCAGUUGAUUCAUGAUGACAUACCUUUGUAAUGGAUAAGCCAUUCAGAUUUCAGUUCUAUUUCAGUCAAAAUAGUUCUGUAGUGGAAUGCAACACAGGUAUGCUAACUCUGCGACAGCUUGUCAAGUGAUUCAUCUUGACAGUUGGUCAGUAUAAGAAUUACAUGUAGUGACACUGAUGACCCUCACCAGGAAGCAGACUAAAAUGAAUGAAUGAAUGAAUGAAUGAAUGGAUGGAUGGAUAUAGUAAAAUCAGUGGCACUAUCCAAACAUGGAAAAAAAAAGAAUGUCCUGGCUGGGGAGGCUAGAAUAAUUAAGCAUACAAACAUACAAUUUGAGGAACAGCCUUCGAUGGUGUUCAGAGCUGCUGAGAGUGAGCGGAGUCGUGUGUUGUGAAAAAUGUAUGUGAGUGUGGUGAUGUAAUAUUGGGGUGGUGAAGCUGCCUCACUGACCAGCUUCAUCAAUAAUCCACAGCAGAUCAGAGUCUCUGUUUCAGGAGUUUUCAACAGCAGCAGGGCAAUUGACUAUAGACGGGGGAAAAAAACUCUGUUCAAAGAGUCACCCAGCCCGAGUAAUAAGACUCUCUCCUACUCAACAAACCUCAAUUAGAGAUUUGUCUAGGGGAGAUCAGAUUAAAUCAGUCGGCUGCUCAGGCACUGGUGUAUGUUGUAUAUAAUCCGUCAGGCCAUUUCUAAACUGCUUUGUGGCUGGAUAUGAAACCUGAAUGUCUAGCCUUCUUAUAACAUCCUCUGAUUGGAUGAACCUGUGUUAGUCUGGACACUUAACAAGUUAAAAGAGACAUUUGGAGAACAAAAAAAUUAUUAAAUUAUAAAAUACAGUGUAAAUGAAAUAUGCUUCAGGUUUUAAAGUGCCUUUGUUGUAUUCUAGGGCUGUUUUUAUAAGUAUAGAAGAAGCCUCAUCUUCUGCUAAAACAUGUUUAAACAAAUAGUUAUUAUUUAUUCCAACGUAAAUUGUGCCCCCAAAAAACUUUUUUUAUUUAGAAAUUAAAUGUAUAUAAUUGGUUUCCUGGUGCGAGAUAAGCUCACUUUUUUGUUGUUUUUAAAUAAAAGUCAAUAUGAGGAA